Molecule: messenger RNA, 2099 nt
Organism: Coffea arabica (coffee)
Lineage: Eukaryota; Viridiplantae; Streptophyta; Magnoliopsida; Gentianales; Rubiaceae
Product: polyphenol oxidase I, chloroplastic-like
Biological process (GO): pigment biosynthetic process
Molecular function (GO): catechol oxidase activity
Source: RefSeq, a predicted model, not a curated record
AGACACCGACAAAACCUUAUAAAAAAGCACGCAAGGGACCUUGCCACUUACUCGAAUUGCACCCAAACUUCAAACCUAGCCAUGGCUUUCUUUUCCCUUCCUUCAUCAACUCACCCCAUCUAUCCUACCCAAAUCUGCUCUUCCUCCUUUAAACCCUUUAACUCAUCUUCUCACGCAUUUCCACCAACUCGUGUAAAAAACUACAAUCUCCAUGCAAAAGCUAGUACAUGCAAAGCCCAAAAUGCAGAACAUCGUCAGACCCCUAGUACUGAUGAUAGUAUUAGUUCAUCCAAAUCCAAAAGUGGUAAAACUUCGGCAGGGAAAUUUGAAAGAAGGGAUGUCCUUAUUGGCCUCGGUGGGCUAUAUGGUGCAACCACACUAUCAAGGCCAGUUUCACCUGAUGUUUCCAACUGUACCGAAGGCAGGAUGAAUCCAAGUGGCAUACCUAUCUACUGUUGCCCUCCCUCCGCCGCGGGUUACAGUGAUUAUACACCUUCUGCUAGCGAAGUCUACACAAGAAUGCCGGCUCACACGGUCAGCCAUGACUAUAUCAAACAAUAUUCAACUGCCAUUGCAAAAAUGAAGAACCUUCCUCUGACAGACCCGCGUAAUUUUUACCAACAGGCAAACAUCCAUUGCGUGUAUUGUGAUCAAGGGUACGCUCAAUCAGGCUUUCCAGACAAAAAGUUGGACAUUCAUGAAUCAUGGCUAUUUUUUCCGUGGCACAGAUGGUUCCUUUAUUUCUUUGAAAGAAUUUGUAAAAACUUGCUCGAUGAUGAUACGUUUACUUUGCCAUUUUGGCAAUGGGACGAUCCUUCAGGCAUGCAAAUUCCACCCAUGUAUAACGACAGCAAAUUGUCCCUAUACGAUUUCUUCCGCAACCCAAAACACUUCCCUCCUCAAGUGCUGGAUUUAGCUUACGACGGCACCGGUUUGCCCAUCGACCCCAAUACUCAAAUGCAGUACAAUUGUUGCACAAUGUACACUCAAAUGAUCACUCACCCGUCCACGCCUCUGCUUUUCUUCGGACAGCCACUGUUGGGGGGUGAUGAUCCCGAUCCAGGAGCUGGUUCCAUAGAGACUCUACCCCACAAUUCUGUGCACCUUUGGGUUGGCGACCCUUCCCAGCCUAACCGCGAGGACAUGGGCUCCUUAUAUUCAGCCGGCCGAGACCCCAUAUUCUGGGCUCACCAUGGCAACAUUGAUAGAAUGUGGUACAUUUAUAACAAUGUUUUGAAACGCAAAAAUAUUGAAGACCCGGAUUGGUUAAAUUCCUCUUUUAUUUUCUUCAAUGAGGCGGCGAGACCCGUUAGAGUGACGGUUAAGGACUCCACAAAUCUCGCCAAGCUUGGUUAUACCUAUCCUGACUUGCCACUUUCUUGGUUAAAAUGUAAGCCGAAAGCGCGUAGAAGGGGCCUGAUCCUGACAAAGUUGUCCGUGAAUGCACCUAAGGCUAAUGAAGUGCUGCCAAUGAAAUUAGAGAAACCCAUCAGCUUCAUGGUUCAGCGGCCUAAGAAGUCAAGGAGUGGACAAGAGAAAGCAGAGGCAGAAGAGGUGCUGAAGAUUAAGGGAAUCGAAUUUGAUAAAGGAGAAACUUCGGUGUUCGAUGUGUUUGUGAACGAAGAUGAUACGAGUCAGAGUAAUCCGUGCAAGGCUGAGUCUCUAGGAAGCUUCAGCAGCUUGGGGCAUGGACAUAGCAUGAAAUCUACCACUUCCCAGUUUUUUACGAUUUCAGAGGUGCUGGAGGAAUUGGGAGCUGAUGAUUUUGACAGCAUUUUGGUCACUUUGGUCCCCAGAAUAGGGGUUGUGACAAUAGCUGGUAUCGAAAUUACCUUUGUUCCUAAACCAUAGCUUUAAAAGAUCCCAUGUCAUAUUUGCAGAAAGAAAAAACAAAAUGUAGGACCGUAGCCUGGAAAAUUGAUGUUGAGAUGUCAAAGGCCCACAUGUGGUGGCUGAAUUAUUGACUUUUUUGGUGGAAUCGUACCACGUUUUUCUUCGUAGUUAGACCCACAGUUAAUUCAAUCUUGAUUGUACCAUGUCCACUCGAUGCAAUUUAAUUUGUGGUAAAAAAACAGUUUCCUUUCUGAUCCAUAUUCAAA